This is a messenger RNA of Zophobas morio, 1312 nucleotides long. Its product is annotated as sister chromatid cohesion protein DCC1. The transcript is spliced from 3 exons. NCBI's taxonomy places the organism in Eukaryota, Metazoa, Arthropoda, Insecta, Coleoptera, Tenebrionidae. Gene Ontology annotation, biological process: mitotic sister chromatid cohesion; maintenance of mitotic sister chromatid cohesion. Gene Ontology annotation, cellular component: Ctf18 RFC-like complex; chromatin; chromosome, centromeric region. The record is from RefSeq and is a predicted model, not a curated record. Bases 74 to 1255 code for a protein of 393 amino acids.
ACUAAAUCAAAAAAGGAAGCGCGGCAAAAGUGAUUUCGGGGUGGUGGUUUAAAAGAGGGUUGUUUUUAGAAAAAUGGAGGAGGCUAAAACACGCAGUUUAAACAACAUAAACGAAAUGCUCCACCUAGCGAAACUCAACGAAAAUGACAUCCUUCCAACUUCACAGACAAUUUAUUUCACAAAAAAUAACCUUUACAACAAUGAUUACAAAAUCUUGGAGCUUGACCAACACUUACUGGAAGUACUGAAAGAAGGUCAAACGCUAUACAUCAAAGGCGACGACGACGAAAAUGUAGUUCUGUGUACAGAUAAUCAAACUUACGACGUCACAGGUGCCGAAACUUCAAAUAGUUUGCUUGUGGUCAACAAUUUAAAUUUUUACGAUAAUUUAAAACUCGAAACAGAGAGAAAAUUCAAGACAGUUACGGUUGCGGGAAUAUUUUAUGAGUAUUUGGCUGUGACUCCUGGUAAACCUCAUAUAGGAAAACUGAUGGAACUCCUAAACAAGUCGCUGUAUAAAGGACCAGAACAUGAGUAUGAAGUAAAAGAAGAUGAUUUGUAUAGUUUCGACGAUCUAAAUAAUAAAAUACAAGCUUCUGAGAAAGAACUGAAAGAUAUAUUAAAUAAUUUGACGAUAGUGACUAUCAAUAAUAAAAUCAGGCUUCUAGACGUUGAGUUUCACUUUAGAGCGUUAUCUUACAUGUUAAAAUUAAUUGAUGAGAACUCAUGGGGCUUGGAUGAAAUCGACUAUGAAGAAACUUUAACGUCUCUCAAAGAUAUCAUUCCAGAAGAGAUUUUAAUCAGUUUGUUUGACAAAUACGCCGAAGAAUCUCAAAUAAUCGAUGGUUUGCAGCUAUAUCAGUACAAAGAAUCUGAUAUAUGUAAAUUUUUCGCGCAAAUUCUCUUAUACGCCGCUGAUAAAUUCAAUUUGAACGAGUUCCUACAAGCAUGGAAGGACUCAGUGCCUGAAGGCAUGAUACCUCACGAGGAUUUGCUAUAUGGAAUUGCGAUAAUAGACCGUAAGUCAACUCCGAACAUCAUUUCGGCAUUUCCGGAGGACAGUUUACCAGAAGAUAUUAAUGCAAGAUUUGGGGUUUUGUUCAGGGUGAAGGAUAAGUGGACGGUGCCUGAAAUUACUCCGUACAUUCAGAGACUGGCUACUCCAAAAAUGGACGUCAACGCGCUUUUGGCGAAGUUCGCGCGCGCUUCUACUGUAGACGGUGUUAAGUAUUAUUCUGCGAAACAUGCAAAGUGAAGUUACAUUUCGUGUAUUUUUUAAAUUAAGUAAAAUAAAAAAGAAUUGUAGUAGUAA